UAAAACAAGAACACUUCCCUUCUAUGCGCCACCAUGAUUCAAAAAGAAAAGAAAAGCGAACCCUAGCUGACCCCUACCAAUACUAAAGCCACCUCAAAAUAUAUACACUACACCACAAUCCCACAAGACUCAAACAUUUCCACAAACAAUGGAGCAAACCCUCUUCCCUUCUCCUCAUGCAUUGCUAAUUCUCACAAUAUUCUUCUUCCUUUCGCCCUCCAUCGCCGACCAAGCUUGCCAAAAGAGCUGCGGCGACAUCCCGCUGCGUUACCCUUUCAGCAGCGGCACCGGCUGCGGUGACCCACGCUUCCACCCUUACAUCACUUGCAACGACCAUCAACAGCUAACCUUCACAACUCAUACCGGCUGCUACCCCAUCUCCUACAUAGACUACGCCAACCAAGUCCUCUACAUAACCGACCCCACCAUGUCUACUUGCAACUGCAACCAGCCUAGCAAGGGCUUCGGCCUCGACUGGGACGCCCCAUUCACAUUCCAUGGCGAUACCAUCUUCGCCCUACUCGACUGCUCAAGCACCUCUCCUGUUUACUCCCCGAACGGGAUGUUCAACGACCGAAACAACUCGUCUCGGGUCGCUCUUUGCGACAACCGAGGAUUACCCAUUUGUGGAUUCUUGUAUGGGUGCAAGCCAAUUGUUAGCCUCAAUAUUCCAAUCUCUGGAUGCUGUGUUUACACGCCUGUGAAUUUUGGGCCAUCUUUUGAAAUGGACUUGGAGAAGCUUAAAUGCGGUUCUUAUUCUGGGUUUUAUAGCUUUAAUGGUAGAGAGUCGGAUGCUGAUAGCUGGAAAUAUGGAAUUGCUAUCAAAUAUAAGUUUGCAAUUGAUAAUGUUUAUCCAAGUUGGUGUUCAAGUUGUGAACAAAGUGGUGGGGUUUGUGGGUAUUCAGGCCCUCUUGAUUCUUUUAUAUGUAAUUGUCCUCCUGGAUUCAACACCACCACCAAUUGUUUCUUUGGUGACUCUUUCAAUGGCGCUUCAAAGUUUCUUCCAAACCAAAAAUCAUGGAUUUGGCUAGUGGUCGGUUUGAUCUUCAAGGAUUUAAAAUUUUAGAGCUGAAGAAGAAGUUGAUGGGAAAAAUAAAAGUAUUAGUUAAUUAUGUAUUCAAGAAGUUGUUUGUGUUUCCAAAUAAGAUCAAAUUUGGUGUCCAAAGAGCUUUAUUAUUUUAUUAAUGAAUGGAACAUAAAAAAGAGAAGGUAAUGGAAUCAGGUUCCCCUUUUUGUCGAGGAUAAUGAUUCUAUAUCAUCCA
This is a messenger RNA of Cucurbita maxima (winter squash), 1262 nucleotides long. RefSeq names its product wall-associated receptor kinase 5. Gene Ontology annotation, molecular function: polysaccharide binding. Bases 149 to 1066 code for a protein of 305 amino acids. The record is from RefSeq and is a predicted model, not a curated record. The transcript has 2 exons. Lineage: Eukaryota; Viridiplantae; Streptophyta; Magnoliopsida; Cucurbitales; Cucurbitaceae.